Molecule: messenger RNA, 5366 nt
Organism: Lynx canadensis (Canada lynx)
Lineage: Eukaryota; Metazoa; Chordata; Mammalia; Carnivora; Felidae
Product: maestro heat-like repeat-containing protein family member 1
Exons: 40
Coding region: 126-5093 (1655 amino acids)
Cellular component (GO): cytoplasm
Source: RefSeq, a predicted model, not a curated record
UCUUCUGAUUCUUAAUUAUUCUUUGCAUGUUUUCAUCAUACCAUGAUACCCACCUGUAAUGAAAUACCCACCUAUAGCAAGAGACAAACAGCUCCCCCUCCUCAUCAUUUUUAUUUCUUAUAGAGAUGUUUAUAGUUAUGGUAGGUUCUUCAGAGAUCACGGACAGGAACUUGGAUGUCUCAGAAAAGAAAAUCAAGGACUUUAUGGAGGCACUCCAAGUUGCUGGUCAGUUGUCAGCAGAUAAUGUCUUACAAACGCUCAAGUUGCUGAAAGUCAAAAUCCUAAAUAACAAGAUGGCAACUCCACGAUGCCAGAAGGUGACAGAUAUCAUCGUUGACUACAUGAAGACCAUGAAGCCAGAGGGAGAACUGGAGGAAUUGUGCACUGAAGUCCUAUUGGCUCUGGGGUUCCAGUCUCCAGGAAUAGUCAUCUUCAAGCUGUGGGACAGAUGGCAUUUGAACAACCUGCCCCCAAACGGUCUCCUGGUUGCAGUGGGGAGACUCAUCUUCUGCCAGGGUGCAGACCCCUACAUUGGUGUCACAUGGGAAUAUAUCCUGCACCUUCUGAGGAUGGCCCAAAAGGAGGAUGACAUGUUGGCAGUAUGUCAUGUGCUCAAAGGAUUGGUCAUCAGUGCCCGGAAACAUCUGGAUCUGGGUACUAAGAAUGAUGAAAUAAUGGACAUCACACAAGAGGCGCUGUCCAUCAAGGCUUACCUCACCCUUCGGGUUCUCUUCAAUCGUUGGUCCCUGAGGAGCAACAACAAGGUGACAGAGGAAGCUCUGGUGAUAAUUGGCCAUCUCUUCUUCCUCAUUCCACCAUCCAAACUCAAGAAUCAAGUGAACCGUUUAACCCGAUGGUUAAUGACUUUGAUGUCUGCAAAAGUGGCACCUUUCUACAUUUCCCAGUGUAUCUUCCAACUUAUAGAUGCUCUGGCUCUUAGUGGCUGUGGAGGUAUAAACUUGGAAUCCCAGCUGGGAAAUAUUAUAGGCAUGCUGUUCAAACAGCUGAGUGAAACAGUUGAGGACUCAAAUUAUCACUCUGUACAGAACCACAGCCUUGCCCUGAAGGCCUUCUAUAUCCUGACCAAGUUAUAUAAUGAUCAGGUGGUAACCUUAAUACGAGAGAACGUGGAAUCCAAGGAUCCAGCCAAGAUAGUAUCAACCAUUCAAAUUUUCACAGAUGUGCUCCAGAAAGUGCCCCAGACAGAGCAACUGAAGAAUGAGGUGAUGCAUUCAGUCAUAAUCAUGAUUCAGGAGGAUCUCAAACCAGUGCGAAGGGCCCUCCUGAACUUCAUCGAGAUGCUGAUCCAGCAUGACUACUUGGCCCCGCCCCAGGGGAGCAUCAUCAUCAACUAUGUCAUCAAGCUCAGCGAGUCUGACUGCUCAAAUGAAGAGGACAUCCAACUAACGUGUUCCAAAAUCCUACAGAUGGUAACCUUGCCCAAACUGAUCACCUUGGUAUGCCAGCCCAGCAACACCUUGGCCUUCGUGCCCCUGAGUAAGAUGGCCACGAAAAUGGCUCUGAGGGCCCGUUCCCUGGGCCAGGUUCCCUACCUCAGCAGCUUUCACCUCAGGCCUACCCAGUUCAUCUCCCCACAGAAACUCCUGACCCAUCUUGUGAUGUUUUCCCUGAAGCCCUAUAGAGAAGGGGAGUUUGGUGUAAGCUCUCUAAGGCUACUAUAUGCCCUGCAUCCUAUCACCUCCCUGCACCCCGUUAUCAACUCGAAUGUGGGCCAGCUGUGGAUGACGGAGAUCCCACAGAUGUUGCAGAUGCUGGAUGAUCACACUGAGAAGAGCCUGAAUCAGGAGGAGUGGGAAGGCAGGCUGCUCCAGUUUUCAAGUCAGUCAUUAUUGGCUAUCGAUGAUGACAGCUGGCUGGAGCAACUCAUUAAGGUUGUCUUGGAGAGGAUAAAUUAUUUCAGCGAUGAUGAUGAGGAGGAGAAGGCUUUUCUAUACAAAUUCUUUGGCUUCACCCUGCGGACCUCGAGGAAUAUAAAAAUGGUGCAGAUGAUGCUCUCCACCAUCCUACAAACUGUCCAUGAAGAGCUGCAGGAGAGGGAGGGCAUUGCUGUGGCGCUCAGUAUCGUGUCCAUGAAACAUCUGAAGGUAACCCUGGACCAACUGCAAGCAUAUAGUGCUAUACUCACUGACAAGAACUCAUCAUCCAUCCUCAAACUGAUGAAGGAACAUCAGCAAAGGGAAUGGGGGCUGGUCUGUAACAUCAUCUACUUAAGCUAUAGCAAGAUUAUUUCAGAGAGCAAGGGAGCCAUCUUCAUGCAUUUAGAUGACAUCCUGGCCAUUGUCCUGCAACACUACCGCAACUGUAUUGUAGAAAAGGAUAAGAACCUGAAGCUGGAGUACCUGGAUGCCCUGACCAAGCUAAUAAACAUCUUGAGCAGCCAGCCCAUGGCCUUUCAAUUCAAGUUCCCUCAGAAAAUAGAAAUUGUAACCUUCAUGAUGGAGUUAAUCAGGGAGGAGCCAUUGAAUUCCAUCUCCAGUUCCAUUAGGCAGAGGGCAAUGAACUUCAUCACUAAUUUCAGGAAGCUCCAUCCCCUCACAGAGGUGGAAGAAAGAACAGAGCUACUCCAAACGUGUUUUCAGAGUGUGCUAUGCCUGCCAUCCACAGAGGAUUUGCAGAAGGAGGCAUCCAGUUCCCAGGAAGCCCAGGCCACUGAAGAUUUGCUCAUGGAGACCCUUCAAUCCCUCCUACGGCUAAUGGAGACACUUAUUGUUGAGAUGCCUUCUCAUAUCCAGUACUGUUUGGAGCAUCUGAACAUAUGGCUGAAUUCCCAGAACGACAAUGAGAGGGAACGGGCCAUGUGGUGUGCUGCCCGUAUUCUUGGCUUCACUGCAAAAUGGAACAACUUUGGAGUGGAGAUCAAGUUCUCUCGGUUGGGGUGCUUGGUAAGGCUGCUGGCCAUGCGCUGCCAGGACCCAGUGGACAACAUCUGCUUCCUGUCUUCACAGGCAGUCUACAAUCUCUACCGUAUCCUCCUGCUGCAAAAGCAGAUGCAAAGGAAAAAACAGGGCUUAUGGGAAGAAGAGGGCAAGAGUGAAGUCUAUAGUGCCAACGUGUUCUAUAACAACACCUUUGAGAUUGCCAAGGCAUUUGCAGAGUACUUCACUGAGAUGCAGCUCACCCACCUGGUGCUGACGGCCAUGGAGGGUCUGACUGACAGCAAGGCCACGGUGUCUCUGGCAGCAGCCCAGCUGAUGAGUGCUGUCAUGAAAGAACGGGGCAGAGAUAUGAUAAAGAUUGAAGAAAUUGUGGAGGGGAUUGUGGGACGGCUCAACUUACAGCUGGAGCCCAACACGAAGGAGGAGACAAUGCGGGCCAUGUGCUUGCUGGCUGGCAACAACACCCACAGGGUUGUGCCCAUGCUGCUCAACAAGACCCUGCCUUGGGACAGAACCAAUCUGGCCCUUUGGAAGGCAUUUGGCACCCGGCGAGAGACCACAAUCAGCGUCCUGCAGCUGCUCAUAGGCAUCCUGGAAAAGCUCCACUCCAGAGAGGAAUCUAGGGAGAUGGCCUUCCAGCCUGUGGCGGUGACAUGUGCUUUGUGUGAGAUGCUGUCAGGGUCCCUGUGCCAGGAGGCUGUCCAGGAGCUCUACCCCCGGCUGUUGCUGGCUAUACUGCAUCAUCUCUACUGGGUGAUUGAACAAAAUGUCCCCCAGAAGAUGGUGGUCUACAACAGGGAGGAGGGCCCAGGCCGCAAAAGCACGCCCUUUGAUCCUACUAGUUGUGCCUUGGAGGUAGUGAAGCUGGUGUUCGUGGCAGCUGCAUAUGAAGGAGUGGUGGUCUAUGCAAAUCAGCAUCACUGCUGGGACCUUCUGUCCAGCCCCAAGUUUUACUACAUAGGGAUCAUGGACCUGACAAGUGGCAUUGUGAAGAACUGUGAACCUGCCAUCCUGCAUCGAAUCCUCAACCUCAUCAGGAACAUCCUCUAUAGCUCCAACUAUCACAGGAGGAUUCUGGCCAGGACUUUCUAUGCACAGCUGCUCUGGCACCGAUCAGUGGCUCAGACUGUGGGGCAAGACUUUUUGGGCAAUCUAAUCAAGUGGACCAACGAGCCCAACAUCAUUAUGAAAGAAGUUGGGCUCCGUGGAAUCAGUAACCUCGCAUUGCACCCAGGACAAUCAGAAUCUCUGAAGAGCCAGGUUCCAUUCUUGCGAGACUUCCUGAAGAAUGAGGCACGAGUGACAAUGCAGGCAGUAAAGAGCCUACGGAACAUCAUCUGCUUUGGGAAGCAACAGAACACCAAGGUGGUAUUUUGCAGCAUCUCCAAGCAGCUGCGUCCACUCAUCAAUGAUGAGAGGGACCUGGUGAAGAUCUCGGCCACCUCUGCCCUGGGCCACAUGCUGCAUCGAGUUCACAAAUUCAAGCCGGGAGCCAUCACCCGAAGAGAGAUCUACAGUUUUCUAGUCCCGCUGCUGCUUAGCAUUCAGGAUAAUAACACCGAGGUAGUCAAGGCCUGUGGAGGGGCCCUGACUGAGUGGACUAAGGUGAUUGGCUGGUCAUCACUCACACAGACAUUCCAGCACACCACCCUCAGUGAUCACAUCCAGGUAUUGGAAGAAACGUGCAAGUACCUGGUGGGCACAAAAAAAAUACAGCUUGUGGGGGAGUUUCUGUCCCAGAGCUUCGACUUCCUGACGAGCCCUCAGUCCUUCCUACGGGAAGCUGCCAUCAACUUCAUAGGAUUAACAAUUAAGAGGUUAACCAUGAAACGAAUUCACGAGGAUGAUGUGGAGCUGUUACAGAAUGCUAUUGGAAGUCUGAGGAAUGAUCCUGUGGAAUCUAUCCAGUCUUUGGUCACUACUACCCUGAAAAACCUUGAUGAAUAUCUUAAUCCCGAGUCUAUCUCUGCUUCCAGGAUGAGCCAGCUGAGCAAUAACAUCUUCAAAGUCACUGGCAUGAAAACCUCAGAAAGAAAGAAGCGACUGUUUAAGACUGUCAAACAGGAAAGAGAUGAUGAUGACAAUCAGAAAAAGAAUAUCUGGAAUUGGCUUCGAGGCCCUCUAAAUUCCUUGUGCAACUGGCACAAUAGGAGGGUGAAAACUACUCCACUCAUAAUAGGCAAUUCAGAUAAAUAAUCAAUAUGGUCACAGGUCCCAACAUCUGAAAGUCCACCUACAGAAGCUGGGCCUGCCCCUAAAUAAGUUGCACCUAAUUGCUCUGGGACUGAAGCCUUUUCGAUUUAUUGUUCCAGAUAAGCAGUACUUUGAUUCACAGUGGCUCUCCUACCUUUUUCCAACUGGACCGGCUACCUGGGAUUAAACCCAAGGAGGCGGUUUUGAUCCUAGAAGGCACAGUAUGUGUCUCUCCCUAGGUGAUUGUUGGCUAUCAGCAUAUACAUUUGUCAAUAA